AUGAACGAAAUGGAAAAUAAAGCGGUUGAAGCGAUCAUAUCACCAUCAUUUAUAGAUAAGAUGACAUCAUGCAGCUCGUUAUCAUGCAAAUAUGAUGGUGAUACAGAUGAUAUUCAUAUGGAGAAUCAAAAAAUUCACUCAAAGCAACAACGACGAUGUUUGGGAUCACAGAUUGUACCAACCGAUCUCUCAAUCAAUGGUUCUAUGAAUAUCUUGGAAGAUGUUGUUCGUUGCUUGCUUGAUAAAGAUACGAGCGCAUUGGGUUUCCAGAUAGCGCAAAGAUCGGAUGGUAUAUGCAUCAGUUAUGUUGAGCCUAACGGUCCAGCUGAUCGUUCCGGAAAUAUUUUUGUUGGUGAUAAAAUAAAAGAAUUAACGAUAACAUUUGAGAAUAUGCCAAUCAGUGAUGCGUUGACAAUUCUUAGUUGUGCUUCAACUUAUAAAAUUCGAUUGGAAUUAGAAAGAGCUGCAAUUAAUGAUGCUAUCCAGCCAGAUUUUCCAGAUACAAAUAUAGCAGAACAGCUGAAUAAUUCGGCAAAUCCCACUCAGCAAUUUUCUAAUCUCUAUAAAAGUUACUCAACUUCAGAUUUAGCGCUACGAUUACAAAAAGCACAAAUGUCUGAUAAGACUGUAAGUGGUGGAAGUUUCAUGUCCAAACAAAAAUAUCAACUUCCACGACAAACCAUUAUAAAUACGAUCAGAGAGGAAGCGCAAUCGUUAGCAUCUGAAAAUUUAUCCUCAUCCAAUUCAUACUCAAAUUUUACGGAAAAGACUGAAUUUGCAUCAACAAUGACGGAAUCAGUUAUCAGUGAAGAAACCAUUAUAAUUAAUGAUCCAUUGCCAGCCUUGAAAAAUUUUCGAACUUCUUGCAACGAAAUAUCAUCCCAAUCUCAGAAUCCAUCCCCUGUUAUAACUUCUAAAACUUCUCCAAGAUCGAAUCAUACAACAUCAAAUUCUCUGCCAUCAAACUUAUCACAACAACAGACAUUAUCACAGAUUCCAAUAUCACGCAACAACGACCAUACCGUACUUUCGUUAAUGCCCGAAGAAAAUCACAAAAUAAAUGAAAUUAAUUACAAUGGACUUUCAGAGUUUGUUGAGCGAUCACAUUUCAUGUAUUCAAGUGCAAAUAUCAACAAUGAUAUAGGAAAAAAUUGCGUCGAAUUUUGCGAAUUAAUUGAGCCAAAACGUGAUUCGAUUGUAAUUGAAUUUGAAGAGGAUCAAAAAGAUGAUUAUUAUCAUCAACAAAAUGAUGAAGAAAUGAUUAACUUGCCAAACUGUAAUGAUAAAUUUGAUGAGGAAGUGGAGAAUAAUUUACAUCAAGCUAAUUCACACAUUAAUAAUAAUGGCGUAUUAGCUAAAAUACCACCUACAUCAAAUACUGCAACAAUUAAUGCUAAUUGUACUGAAAAAGAUCGAUUAUUCGCAGGUGUAACUGUCACCUCUCAUAAUCCACCUGUCAACAAUGAAGCAUCAGAUGAUCGAUUCAGACAAAUUGAUCUUACUGAAAAUAGGAAAUUUGGUAAUUUCAACGAAGAUAUUUCAUUUUCAAACAAUCCUGAGCAUGCUGCAAACACUUUCAUACCUUCAACAGUACCGAAUCAUACAGAAAUAAACGAAUCGAACAACAAGCAUAUGAUGAAAAAUAGUGUAUCUGUUGUGGAAUCACCGAUAAUUUCUCGAAAGAUAACAAAUGAUAAUGCACUUCCAAAUGAGAACAACGAAAGGUCACCAAAACGCAAUCAGUUGAGAAAAUUAUCCGAUAAUGGUGGAACGAAUGAAGUUGCAGCAAAGAAGGAAGCGAAAAAAUUAGCUAAAACUAUUGAUGAUUUAAAAGAUGAAGAAAAUAAUAAGAGUAAUAUAUCACAAAGGAGUCCAAAAUGGAGUCCAAAGCUUCAAUCUCACAUCCCAGUUAUCACGAGGACACCAUCAACAAAAUCCAAAAAUAAACUUCCAAAAGUUGAAGGUAAUAAAACGGUGAACAAUUCUGCACACAACAGAACGACUGACGACAUCUUGAAGAAUGAUAUGAAUGGGGCAUCAUUGUAUAUUGCGAAGAAAGAAGCUUUACGAAAAACUUAUCUUCCAUUUUCCAAAAUAAACAAAAGUGAAGAAAUGGAUUUGAAUAAGGAACGUAAAGCUCGCCUGGAAGCUAAUCAAGCAUUGUUGCAACGACAACAGGACGAGCUGAGGACAUUAGGCAUUUUGCCUUAA
Messenger RNA from Acanthocheilonema viteae, 2211 nucleotides. The record is from the annotation of a GenBank genome assembly. Lineage: Eukaryota; Metazoa; Nematoda; Chromadorea; Rhabditida; Onchocercidae.